AUGUUGGUGAUGGUGACUCCGAUUCCUAAGAUAGCGAUUUCAAAGUUGACUGCUUUCGUACUCUCUCUAUCUACUACUACUCGAUCAAAACCAUUUCCCGGAGUUCUCGAUUUCUACCCUCGCCGGAGAUCUUAUCGUGUAAUCACUUCAAUGGCUAGAGCAGGAUCGGUCUCCAUCGACGUAGCUGGAGAAUCGAAACCGGAUCAUGUCACAGAGAAGUGGUUCUCAGUGCCGGAGCUCCGAUUGCGUAACCAUCGAUUCUUAGUCCCUUUAGAUUAUUCACUCGAUUCGGAAACUUCUCCCAAAAUCACCGUUUUCGCUAGAGAAAUCGUUGCGGUGGGGAAAGAGGAACAAGCAAUGCCGUAUCUAUUGUAUUUACAGGGUGGUCCAGGAUUUGAAGGUCCAAGACCAAGUGAAGCUAGUGGAUGGAUACAAAGAGCUUGUGAAGAGUUUCGUGUUAUCUUACUCGAUCAAAGAGGAACAGGUUUAUCAACACCUUUGACUUCUUCCUCUAUGCUUCAAUUCAAAUCAGCAAAGGAUUUAGCUGAUUAUUUGGUUCAUUUUAGAGCGGAUAAUAUAGUUAAAGAUGCUGAGUUUAUUAGAGUUCGUCUUGUUCCUAACGCUGAUCCUUGGACAAUAUUGGGUCAGAGUUUUGGUGGCUUCUGUGCAGUUACGUAUUUGAGCUUUGCGCCUGAAGGACUAAAACAAGUGCUAAUAACUGGAGGAAUCCCACCAAUUGGUAAAGCAUGCACUGCAGAUGAUGUGUAUGAAGCUGGUUUUGAACAAGUUAUUCGCCAAAACGAAAAAUACUACAAGAGAUUCCCUGAAGACGUUGUGAUUGUUCGUGAUAUCGUAAAUUACUUGGCUGAAUCUGAAGGUGAUGGGGUGCCUCUUCCAUCAGGAGGCAUCCUCACUCCUAAGGGUCUUCAAGCUCUUGGUCUUUCUGGUUUAGGAUCAAGUACUGGUUUCGAGCGCUUGCAUUAUAUGUUGGAGAGAGUAUGGGAUCCAAUUUUAGUUCCUGGAGCACCAAAGCGUAUCAGUCAAUUCUUCUUGAACGCUUUUGAGAAUUGGCAUUCUUUUGAUACAAACCCACUCUAUGCUCUUCUCCACGAGUCGAUAUACUGUGAGGGUGCUUCAUCAAGAUGGUCUGCUCAUAGAUUACGGGAAAAAGUUGAGUGCAAAUUCGAUGCUAUGAAGGCAGCUAAAGAAGGUCAAAAUGUACUCUUCACAGGAGAGAUGAUAUUUCCAUGGAUGUUUGAUGAGAUUCAUGCCUUGAAGCCAUUCAAAGAUGCCGCGGAUCUCUUGGCCAAGAAAGAAGAUUGGCCACCAUUAUAUAACGUUGCUACAUUGAACACCAACAAGGUGCCUGUUGCUGCAGCGGUAUACUAUGAAGAUAUGUAUGUAAACUUCAAGCUAGUGAUGGAAACAGCUCCUCAGAUCUCUGGUAUUAGACUUUGGGUGACAAAUGAAUAUAUGCAUUCGGGCCUUCGCGAUGCUGGAAGACAAGUUGUUGAUCAUUUGUUGGGAAUGAUCAAUGGGAAAAGGCCUCUCUUUUGA
Molecule: messenger RNA, 1557 nt
Organism: Arabis nemorensis
Lineage: Eukaryota; Viridiplantae; Streptophyta; Magnoliopsida; Brassicales; Brassicaceae
Source: the annotation of a GenBank genome assembly